UUCAUUCCAUUUGCCUUUCACUUCGUAUAAAUCUGUGUUUUACCCCCAAAUUCCCAAUUUCAUACUCUCUCUCUCAUGGCGGAAACCCCAAAUCAGAUUGUCUUCAUCAAUUUCAGUUGAUUUCAUCUCCGAUUUCAUCACGAAGUGUGUGCAUUUUGAAUAAUCUAAGGAAAUUUUGGUAUUAUGAAGGAUUUUCCUUCUUGUUUCGGCGAAAAUGGCGUCCAAAUUGCGGAUUCUUCGUCUUCUUCUUCUUCGUCGUCUUCGAGUAUCAGUAAAGCUGCUCAAAACCUAGUCACAUGCGUCUACCAGUGCAAGUUACGCGGCCGAUUGAGCUUCAUCGUUCUAACAUGGACCAAGCAUUUGAUGGGACAAGGUCUCUCGCUUCAAAUCGAAAACUCUGCUAAUCAAUGCCUCUGUAAGGUAGAAAUUAAGCCGUGGCUGUUCUCCAAAAAGAGAGGAUCGAAGAUCGUCGACGUUGAUUUCAAUAAAAUGGAGAUAUACUGGGAUUUAACAAACGCUAAAUUCGGCUGCGGACCGGAGCCGGAGGAAGGAUUCUUCGUUGCUGUGGUGUUCGAUCGAGAGCUCGUAUUUCUCGUCGGUGAUUUACCGACGGAAGCUUCCAAGAAGAUCACCGGCGUCUCCACUACCACGGCCACAGCGGCGGUAUUUGUGGCGAGGAGAGAGCACGUGUUCGGGAAGAAAUCGUACUACGCGAAGGCUCAGUUCAGCGAGAAAGGAGAAACGCACAAUCUGUGGAUCGAAUGCGAUACUAGUGGAGGAUUGAAGGAACCGAGUUUGGUGAUUCGAAUCGACAGCAAGACAGCGAUGCAGAUCAAGAGGCUGAAAUGGAAGUUCAGAGGUAAUCAUACAAUUGUGGUGGACGGAAUUCCGGUGCAGGUGAUGUGGGAUGUUCAUAAUUGGCUUUUUGGAAGCUCCGCCAUGAGUAGUGCUGUGUUCAUGUUUCAAACGCAUAAGAGCAGUGGAAGCCAUAGCCAAUCCAGUUUUGAUUCUUCUUCCUCUUCUACUACUUCUUCUUCUUACUGUCAACAGAGUAAAGAUUCGAAGUUGCAGGGUUUGGAUUUCUCCUUGAUGUUAUAUGCUUGGAGGAAUGAAUGAAUAGAGAAAAUAGUUUUUUUUUUCUUUUUUAAAA
Cucurbita moschata (crookneck pumpkin) is the source of this 1150-nucleotide messenger RNA. RefSeq lists its product as uncharacterized. NCBI's taxonomy places the organism in Eukaryota, Viridiplantae, Streptophyta, Magnoliopsida, Cucurbitales, Cucurbitaceae. The transcript has a single exon. The record is from RefSeq and is a predicted model, not a curated record. Bases 184 to 1116 code for a protein of 310 amino acids.